AUGGAGAAUUUGAAUUCAGAAGAUUUGUGUAGUGUAGAGCCGAAUGGAGAGGGGAGAAUCAACGAUCCUCCAUCGACGAGCUCUUCGUACAAAUUGUUCGGCCGUCAGGCAACUGUUCAUCAAAUGAUGGGUGGCGGCAAAGCUGCUGAUGUUAUACUGUGGAGACGACGGCAUGUUUCAUGUGGCAUCAUUGUCGUUGCAACUGUUGCCUGGCUAUUAGUCGAGAGAUCAGGGCUAUCGUUCUUAUCACUUUGCUCUGACGUCUUGCUGGUUUUGAUUGUCUUGCUGUUUCUCCGUGCCAAUUAUACUGUUUUCAGAAAAAGACAGCAGCAAACACUACCUGAACUAGUCCUCUCAGAAGAAAUGGUCAACAAUGCUGCUGCAUCAUUUCGUGUCAAAGUUAAUUAUAUGCUGCUUGUGGCUCAUGACAUUACUCUCGGCAAGGACUUCAGACUUUUCUUCGUGGUGGUGAUUGCUUUGUGGCUUUUGUCUGUCAUUGGUAGCCUGAUAUCUUUCAUCACUUUCUUAUACAUAGGAAUCGUCAUUUCUAUCACAAUUCCAGUUUUGUACAAUAAAUUUGAAGAUCGUGUGGAUCGAUAUGCUGGUAUGAUCCACCAGAAGUUUUCAAAGCAUUAUAAAAUUGUGGAUGAAAGUGUAAUUAGUAGAUUAUCUAGGAAUCUUUCCAAGGAAAAAGAUCCUUAA
Fraxinus pennsylvanica is the source of this 702-nucleotide messenger RNA. The record is from the annotation of a GenBank genome assembly. NCBI's taxonomy places the organism in Eukaryota, Viridiplantae, Streptophyta, Magnoliopsida, Lamiales, Oleaceae.